Chlamydomonas reinhardtii is the source of this 4920-nucleotide messenger RNA. RefSeq lists its product as uncharacterized. The transcript is spliced from 16 exons. Gene Ontology annotation, biological process: epithelial cilium movement involved in determination of left/right asymmetry. Lineage: Eukaryota; Viridiplantae; Chlorophyta; Chlorophyceae; Chlamydomonadales; Chlamydomonadaceae. Gene Ontology annotation, molecular function: protein binding. The record is from RefSeq and is a predicted model, not a curated record. The coding region runs from base 318 to 4226 and encodes 1302 amino acids. Gene Ontology annotation, cellular component: centrosome; ciliary basal body.
AUGGAGCCACUGCGGCUUCAACCACAUUCGCGUUGACUGCGCUUUGACUGCGCUUGAUUAGAAGCCGACUCAACCUGACUGCAUUUCACGUCAUCAAAGUAGACAACAUGUCCGAGCCAACGGACGCGCAAGAGGGCUUGGACCAGGCGGCAUUCAACAAGAAGAUGCUCACGCACAUGCAGAGCUCGGGCGUGGUUGGGCAAGUGAAGUCUCAACUGCGCGCACAGCUGUUAACACAACUUCAAAAGGGUCAGAUUGUGCAGCUGGGUCCUCCGCCGGGCGACCGGCCGGGCCUGAAGCGCCACGCACUCAAUUCUAUGAUAGCGGACUACAUGCGCGCGGUUCAGUACAACUACUCCCUCUCAGUCUUCAAGGAGGAGUCAGGGGUGGAGUCACGGCCAUUGCUCACGGAGGACGAGCUGAUGGACGUGCUCAAAAUCGACCGGGAGACUUCCUUCUUCCAGUCAUACAUGAAAUCCAAAGCCCACGGCGGGUCCGACGCCUGUGUGCUGAUGAACCUUGUCAGCGCCAUUUCGGAGGCGGCGGCGGCGAAGGGCAAGGAGUCCUUCACGCAGACCAUCGGCGGGGACAGGUACCAGCUGGAGGUGCGCAUGAAGCAGCUGGAGGAUGAGUACCAGUCGCGGCUGCGCAACGCGCGCCUGUCGCCCAACGCCGGCAUCGAGGAGCGCCUGGCGCUGUACAGGCAGGAGAUUGAGGAGCAGGCCGCGGCGGAGGUGGCCCGGCAGGUGGAGCGCGUGCGUGAGAUGGAGGUGGCGGCCGCGCGGCUGGACGAGGCUAGCAAGGCGCGGCGGGCUCUGGAGGCGGAGCGUCUGGAGCUGGACCGCCUGCACGGCGAGCGCCUGGCCAAGCUGCGGCAGCGGGAGGAGGAGAUGAUGGACAAGCUGCGGCGGCAGCAGCGCGACGUGGAGAAUGUGGCGUACGAGUACCGCCAGCGCAUCCUGCGGGAGGAGGAGCGCCUGCGCAACCACAAGACCGAGAUCCAGCAGCAGCAGGACUCCCGCCAGGAGCAGCUCAAGCAGCUGGAGCGUUCACUGGAGCUGCGCGAGCGGGCCGUGGGCGCGCGCGAGGCGGCGGCGGAGAAGAAGAUUGCGGAGGCGACGGAGGCGGCGGCGCAGGCUGCGGUGGAGGCGCGGCAGGACGUGGAGCGCGAGUACAUGGAGCUGAAGAGCAGCCUGGCGCAGCAGCGCAUGCAGAUCGAGAUGGACCGCUCGCGCAUCCUGGAGCUGCGCUCUGAGGCCACGGCGGAGAUUGCAGGCGCCAGAGCCAAGGAGGAGCGGCUUCGUGCUCUUGAGACGGCGCGCGCGGAGGCGGAGGCCCGGGCCGCGGCCCACGCGGCCGACGCCGAGGUGUGCCGGCUGCAGGCGGAGAAGCUUGCUGCGGAGCUGGCGCAGAUGCGCGACGAGCUGAGCCGGCGCCUGGCGCAGGCGUCAGACGGCGCCGACGCCAUGCUGCAAAACGCCGCCGGGGCCAUGAACAUGCUCAACGCUGAGGCGGCUGCAUCGCGCACCGCGGGCCAGCAGAUUCGCGACGCGCUGGCGGCUCUGAAGCGCGCCGAGGAUGACGCCGCCGCCAGCGCCGCAGCCGUGAUCUCGCUGCAGCAGGAGCGGGCGGCGCUGCACGGCGCGCUGGCGGCUGCGGGCGUGGAGGGCGACGCGCUACGGACACAGCUGGGGCGCGUGGAGGCCCUGAUGGACGAGGCGGUGGCGGGCCGCGCCGAGGCUCUGUCACACCUGGAGGAAGCGCAGUUCCGGCACUUCCAGAUGGAGCGGGAGCUGACGGAGCUGCGGCAGGCGCUGGGCCGCGCCAAGGAGGAGGCGGCGGCACUCAAGAUGGCCAACACCAUCCGCCGCCCGCCCAGCAGGGGCGCGGACAGCCCCGGCCGGCGCAGCAUCACACUGAGCCCCACGCGGCGGCCGGCGCCGGGCGCCACUACCGCCUCCAUCUCGGCCCUCAGUCUGGGCCUAGCGCUGGGGGGUGGCCCCGCAGGAGCACUGGGCCAGAGCGCACACGGCGGCGUCGGCGCCAGCGGAUACCACUGGCACAACCACCAGAGCAGUGGCGGCGCAUCCGGACACCAACACCAGAGCGGCCCUGCAUCGCAACUGGAAUUCCCCAUUGCAGCUGCGCCUCCUCGCGACGCUACACUGGAGCGCAUGGAUCGGCUGCGGCGCCAGGAGGACAUGCUGGCAAGCCAGGAGGAUGCCUACCGCAAGCGCAUGGCAGGCAUGCAGGACUGGCCCGUGUACGAGCUCGGGAGCGGGCCGGGCUCACCUGACAUUCGGGACCGCAGUGCGGCCAUACUUGGGCACGCCAACGCAGCCGUAAGCGGCGGCAGCGGUGCAGGCAGCCCGACUGGUGCGGGCGGCGCGGGUGCGGGCUUUGGUUUCUACCAUGGGCAGCAGCAGCAGGGCGGAGUGCCGAUGCACCCGCCGCAGCCCCACGGGGACAUGUAUCAGGACCCGCAGGCGGCACAGCAAGGCAACGCGCCGCCGUACAUGACUUACGUCAUGCACAGCACGCCGUACGGCCAACAGCAGCAAGCGCAAGGCAUGACGCCGCGUGCCGCGGCGGCUGCGGAGGCGGCGGCUCGCGCCGAGUUCAUGGAGGCCCGGCACCAACAGGAACAGCAGAUGAUGUUCGAGUACGCCCAGCAGCAGCAUCAACACCAGCAGCAGCAGCAGCAACGAGAGUUGUACAUGCAGCACCAGCAACAAGCUAAUGCUGAGGCGGAGGCGCAGCAGCGGGACCAGGAGGAGCUUGCAUACCUGAGGCGGGAGCAGCAGGAGCAGCGGCAACAACAGCAGCAACAACAACAGCACGAAGCCCGGGACCAACAGCAGCAACAGGCUGGUCAAGGCAGGCAGGGGCAGCAGCGGCCGCCCCAGUACCUGACCUCGCAGCAUCAGCAUGAGGACGAGCAUGACCAGCAGGCCGAGUUCCCCAUCGCCUCGCACCGCGGAGGCGCGCAGCACGAUAGCGCUGCGGACGAUGAAACGCCGGACCCGCACGCCGCACAGCGGCACAACAGUGGCGGCGGCGGGUCCGUGCCACAUCCCACGCCGCAGGACGUGCCCACGCCGCAACAUGAUUCCACGCCCGGGCAGACGCAUGCGGCCGCGCCGGAUCGCGGCAGCGCACACGUGUCGUUCUCCGACCCGCCUGCCACCCAGGUACAGUACCCGGGCCUGCGCGACAUGCAGGCCUUUGGGUCUGUGCGCUCCAGCAUUGAGCCGUACUCGGCGGCUGAGCCCACGGCGCCCACGGCGGUGGUAACGUCGGCACCGGCCGUGGCGGCGCCGGCGGGGCUGGUGCUCACGUCAAACCUGGGAACGCCACCGGCGCAGGCGGUUGAAGACGAGGAGGAGCAGGAGGAUGAGCCGCCGCCGCCACCGCCCAAGCCCAUCAUUCCGGGCCUGGUGAUGGUGAGCGGCUUCACGCCUCGUGGUUCGGCCGCCGGGGCGGCGGCUCCGUCGCCGGCGCCGGCAGCGCCCCAGCUGCCGCCGCCGCCGGCUGUGGCGGACCUGCCGCCGCCGCCGCCCCAAGACGUGGAGAGCGUAAUGCAGGCCAAGAUGCGUAUGCUGCAGGAGCAGCGCGAGCGCGCCUUGGCGGCGCAGGUGCCGCCCAUUCGCCGCCUGCAGUCUCAGAAGUCCGUGUCCAGCCGCGCGAGCACCAGCGCCGGUGGCACCGGGCCCUACUUCGGCGCCGGCAGGAGCACCAGCGGCAGCCCCACGCCCAGCAGCCCCGGCGCGGAUGCCACCGCCAUGUCGUCGGGCGGCCCGCCCCCGCGCGAGGACAGCAACAGCGAGCUGAUUGCGCGGGAGGCUCAGGACACGGUGGCUGCAGAGUUGUCGACGAUCACCACGCGGCGGGCGCUGUUACGGCCCACCAGCUUGGAGGGCGGGCCCUCACGCACCAGCAGUGUCAACCGCCGGGAGCUGAAGUCCGGCGUGUCCUUCGUGCGGUCGGAGGCGAGCGGCUUCAGCACAGGCAUCGAGGCACCAGGCCCAGGGUCGGAGCACCUGCGCGGACAAAGCAUGCGCAGCAUGGGUCUCGGCAUGACGCUGGACGACAUUCCCUCUUCGCUGGGGGAUGCCGACUAUCAGUUGCCGGGGUUGGGUGACGACGACGAUGGCGUGGAGGCGCCUGAGGAGCUGGGCGGUUAUGGUAACUUCGCGGCGGAGUUCUCGGCAGGCAGCGUCUUUUGAGAGGGCUGAAGGGGGAGAAGAAUGAGGUGCUGGCGAGAAAUGCAAUGAUGAAGAAGCUGGGAGCUGAAAAGGCUCUGUCUGUGCUUGUGUCGUGUGUGCCGGUAACCAAGGCGUGAGCGGGCAUUCGAGGCACGAUUGGGCCUGAUUGGGGAUGGGGGCCGUCGACGACCCUAAAUGCGGGGUCGAUUCUCCAGAGCGCGAUUUCGCCAAGCCACUCUCCCGGCGCCAACGCUGCCGGCACACCUCGCAGUGCCAGUGCGGGUCGCACAUGGCCACCAGGAAGUGCCGCAGGAAGUCCAGCAGCCGCACGCGAAGCGGCGAGGCGACGUAUUCCACUAUAAAUCUAAUGGCUGCGAGCGUAUCGUCAUUAUCGCACACGCUGCGCAGCGACACCUUCCUAGUGCUAAUCCUAUUGGGGUGUGGGACUCAGCCCCACACCCCUGACGCAGGCAAAACUGGCUGGUUCAGUAGACUUGGUACCUAGUUUGCGCGGUGGUCUUUUGCCUGGUGUAGUCCAGUAUGACUUUCCUCUUAAUUCUGCGCCUCGGGCCCUUUACCUCGCAACGAGUCGCCACAGUCGCCAGUCAAUCGCCGUGGAAAUCGAAUUUUUUUUCGCAGCGAUGCGUAUGCAAACCGUUGCGGCCACCGUAAAAGAGAGUGGACCCCGAACCUGUCGCUGUAACACGCACAUACG